GGGCGUUGUGGUGACAACCUACCCCCUUCGGCUGGUGGACAUCAACCAAUGUGAUGCUGCGGAGGAGCUGGGGAGCUUACCCCCCUUCACAGGCACCCACACUUGCCCCUCCACCACCCAGUGCGAGGCGGUCUCAGGACUAGGGUUCGUACGUGGGGGCUACACAUGCGUGUGUCGCCAGGGCUACUACAGGCCAAACAGCACACGUGUCGCCUCGCCCCCCCACCACGCUCACGACAGGUGCGUGCCACGCUCACGACAGGUGAUCGCUUCCUCUAUGUGGUCCAUGCUGCUCACGAUGAUGCUCGGUGCUUGCCUCAUAUACUGCACAGUACAGGUGUACAGGUGUGUUCUCAAGCUGUACAGGUGCGUUCUCAAGCUGUACAGGUGUUCUCAAGUUCUCAAGCUGUACAGGUGCGUUCUCAAGCUGUACAGGUGUGUUCUCAAGCUGUACAGGUGCGUUCUCAAGCUGUACAGGUGCGUCCUCAAGCUGUACAGGUGUGUUCUCAAGCUGUACAGGUGUGUUCUCAAGCUGUACAGGUGCGUUCUCAAGCUGUACAGGUGUGUUCUCAAGCUGUACAGGUGUGUUCUCAAGCUGUACAGGUGUGACAGGUGUGUUCUCAAGCUGUACAGGUGUGUUCUCAAGCUGUACAGGUGUGUUCUCAAGCUGUACAGGUACAUGGCAGCAGGCACAGCCUUCAUCCUGCAGCUGCGGACGGAGGGUCGCUCGCUGUUGUCGGAAGCCACCACCGCGUCCGGCCACCGCUUCUCCUACUGCCAGCCGCUGUGGUGGGAGGUCGUCACUGAGGCGGAGGAGCUGCUGUUCCUGGUGUUCGGGCUGUACUUGGCCUUCCAGCUGCGCGGCGCCUCUGCGAGGUUCAUCGCGUCCAUGGGCGGCCGCUGUAACCUCAGCAGCGAAUACAAGGCCCUGGCUGUGGAGCGCCGCGCCCUCACCGUCGCCCUCUGCCUCGAGCUCCUAGUGUCCUGCGUCCUCUACGUCAUCAGACACGCGCCCCACGCCAUCAGCUCCCUGCAUCCUGACCAGCUCUUCCUGCUAUACUUCGUGCGCGUGCAUCUCACCAUCACGCUCUCCAUGGUGCUCAUCAUCGGUCCUAAGUUGUGUUGUCGCGGAGACCCGCUGGACGCUGCAGGAGAGCUGCAAGCGAGGGAGGUGCCCACAGACCUGCACUUGUGUGAGCAGCUUGCCAACGGCGACGUCGAGAUCAACGAUAUCAGCAUCAACCAAAUGGACCCUGAAGAAAUCCGGAACCGCAAAGGCAGCAAAGACAAGCACUGCAAUAAAGGCAGCAAAGAUAAGACUCAGGCGCGACAUCGGGGCGCCGUGGCGAUGGACUGCCUGGAGGUGGAGAACCGCACGCCCGAAGACUCGGUGUGCUCCAUGGAGGGACCUUCGGGCGUGUCGGUCUACGCGGACUGUCCCUCCAACUUCUCUGAGAUCAACGAGAUCUCUUAUAAGAUGUAGUCGUUGUAUAUAACAGCGUCUUAAUUAUUAAAUAGUGGAGCUUGGAACACAAGGAUAAGAUAUUAACGAGCCGCAGAUCUCUUGUAAGAUGUAGUCGUUGUAUAUAGCAGCGUCUUAAUUAAAUGGUGGAGCUUGGAACAAAGCAAGGGUUAAAUGAAGCAAGGGUUAAAUGAUAGAGCAAGGGUUAAAUGAAGCAAGGGUUAAAUGAUAGAGCAAGGGUUAAAAAGCAAGGGUUAAAUGAAGCAAGGGUUAAAUGAUAGAGCAAGGGUUAAAUGAUAGAGCAAGGGUUAAAUGAUAGAGCAAGGGUUAAAUGAUAGAGCAAGGGUUAAAUGAUAGAGCAAGGGUUAAAUGAUAAUUCGGAGAAGCAAGGGUUAAAUGAUAAUUCGGGCUAUUUUGCUUAUGAAUAUAGAUCAUUGAGCAAAAUGUGGAGCCAGAAGUAUUACUAUAAGAUAUUGAGCCAUAGAUAUAAAUAUGUUGCAGGGCUUAUUACGUGCUCGUGGUGUACACCCAUUUAUUUUUCUGAAAUAUUAAUUCGAUGCUUAAAUUUAAUAUAUUUAAAGAUACAAGAGAGCGGCGAAAUUCUGCAAAUGCUGAGUACAAUGUGUUUCAAAACAAUUGGCUGAUUAAAUAUGAUAUUUCAUAA
Molecule: messenger RNA, 2126 nt
Organism: Hyalella azteca
Lineage: Eukaryota; Metazoa; Arthropoda; Malacostraca; Amphipoda; Hyalellidae
Product: probable G-protein coupled receptor 158
Exons: 11
Source: RefSeq, a predicted model, not a curated record